This is a messenger RNA of Nakaseomyces glabratus, 1032 nucleotides long. Its product is annotated as SDR family oxidoreductase. Lineage: Eukaryota; Fungi; Ascomycota; Saccharomycetes; Saccharomycetales; Saccharomycetaceae. The record is from RefSeq and is a predicted model, not a curated record.
AUGCCAGCACCUACCCAACCGGCUCCUAGCUACAGCAAAUGUUAUGCUCUCAAGGAGAUCAUCUAUGGUUUCUGGGCAACUAAAGUUACAUACACGCCAGACAAGUACCCAGACCUCACUGGCAAGACAGCGGUGGUCACUGGCUGCAACACCGGUGUUGGUAAAGAAGCUGCGAAGCUGCUAUACCAGAAGAAUUGCAAUGUCAUCGGUGUCUGUAGGACGGAGUCCAAGGGUCUUGAAGCUGCAGAGUCAAUCAAGCAGGAGAUCGGAAACAGCAAAGGUUCCAUCAGCGUUGUCAGUGGCUGCGACUUCCUGGAUUUCACCACGGUCCCACAAGCUGGCAAGAGAAUCCAAGAGAUACUUGCGGGCAAGCCAUUGAACAUUAUUAUCCACAACGCUGGGUUGAUGAGUUCCAGCAACGCCGGGACCUCCAAGCAGGGACUCGAGGCUAUGUUUCAAACCAAUGUCAUGGGCCCACAGCUGCUACAACACUACUUGGACCCAGUGUUUUUGAAAGAAGACGACACCUCUUUGAAGAGGAUAGUGUGGGUCAGCAGCGGUGCACACUUGCUGGGCCCAAGCCAGUAUGGUAUCUUCUGGGAGAACCCGGGAUUCGACGGCGUUGCCAUUGAGAAGCGCCCAGCAGCAACUACCCUGUACGGUGCCACCAAGGCCGCAAACAUCUUGCAGGCCAAGGCGUGGGCCACAAGAAACAAGGAGAUGGUAGACAAGAUCGGCUGCGUCUCCGUCUCGUGCUACCCGGGCAACCUCAGAACCGACCUGCAGAGAGACUGGCACCCAUGGACACGCGCCACUGUCGGCCGCUUGUUCUACCCAGCUGAGUACGGUGCCUACACAGAACUAUACAGCGUGCUCUCCCCAUCGCUAACCACAAGCGACCAAGGCAAGUACAUCUGCCCGUUCGACCAGGUACACGAACCAAGAGAGGACGUCAAGGAAGGCCUGCAAAACGGAACAGACCUGGCUCUCUGGGACUGGAUCGAAUCCGAGAUCAAAGAAUACAUUAGUUAA